Messenger RNA from Candidula unifasciata, 417 nucleotides. NCBI's taxonomy places the organism in Eukaryota, Metazoa, Mollusca, Gastropoda, Stylommatophora, Geomitridae. The record is from the annotation of a GenBank genome assembly.
AAGCGUGGAAUUAAUAUUGCCAGUAUGAAGGUAUCCAAAGACACUAAGAUUGACCCGCUGCUUCUGACAGCAUUAGAGUCUCAUAACCCAACAGGGUCCAAAGUUCACAUCAAUGAAGAUGGUGUUAUGUUCUGGCCAGUGAUAUUUUUCUACCCUGAAUAUGCUGAAACAGAUUUCAUCCAUGCUUUCAAUGAACAGGACACCUUGUAUGAUCAUCUGAUACACAUGUUUGGACCUGAAGUAGAUCCACCAUCAUGGGACUUGGAGCAUAAAUUAUACAAGAUCUCACCCGAGUCAACACUGUUAAAAGCAUUACAGAAUAAAAAAUACAUUGUUUAUGCUGGAACCCCUGGAUUCAUUCUCGUGGUUAAAGGAUCCAAGUUUCAACAGGAGUUCUUAAAUAGAUAUAAGAAAUAA